This is a messenger RNA of Sabethes cyaneus, 807 nucleotides long. RefSeq lists its product as uncharacterized. NCBI's taxonomy places the organism in Eukaryota, Metazoa, Arthropoda, Insecta, Diptera, Culicidae. The coding region runs from base 1 to 807 and encodes 268 amino acids. The record is from RefSeq and is a predicted model, not a curated record. The transcript has a single exon.
AUGGAAUGUCUAGUUCUGCCAAAGCUCGCUGUUCAUCUGCCGACUAGCACCGUUGACAUUAGUGACUGGAGGAUUCCUGAACAUUUACCUCUGGCGAAUCCUCAGUUCAAUGUAAGCCACGGCAUUGACCUUAUCAUCGGAGCCGAGUUAUUUCCAUUCUUCUUUCAAGCAGAGCAACUCACAUUGGCAGACAAUUUGCCUAUGUUUUACAAAACAUCGUUAGGCUAUCUCAUAGCUGGUACAGUUCCAACAAAUGCCGUGACACCCACAGCAUGUCUGGUAUCUACACUGGAUUCCUUAGACGCUCAAGUGAAGAAAUUUUGGCAAGUCGAAGACUUCGAUCAAGGGAAGGCUCUCACUCCUGACGAGCUACAUUGCGAAAAUCAUUUCCAAACUACUCACAGCCGUACUCAAAGCGUGCGCUACAUCGUGCGGUUGCCGAUUCGCAGUGAGAUACUACAAAAGAUCGGUGAUUCCUGGCCCGUUGCCGCCCGCCGAUUUACUGCUUUAGAAAGACGAUUGCAAACGAACGAAUGCUUGAAAACAAGUUACACUCAAUUCAUGAACGAAUAUGAAGAGCUUGGCCACAUGAAAGAGAUGAAGACUCGCGUCGCGUUGCCCCAGUUUUUUCUGCCCCAUCACGCCAAUCAUCGACCCGACUCGACAACCACAAAAAUAAGAGUCGUGUUCGACGGUUCAUGUAAAGACAGUAACGGUAUUGCGCUAAACGAUCUACUCUUUACUGGACAGUACAGCCAGCUUUAUUAUCCAUUAUUAUCAAUUUUCGUAUACACCGCUACGUCAUGA